UUGAACAGUGUUGCCAAAAAGUGGGAUCACCAGCAAACGAAURAUGUCAUGAUCCUGACAAGGUGCUUAACUGCUAUUAUAUAUACUGAUAUCACUACCUCAUAUGCACACAUUAGAACACAUACAGUUUGAACUAUCAAACAUAAGAUUUUAAUAUAAAUUAAACUGCAGUCAAAGAAAAUAUGAAAUAAUUGGAUGGUAAAGCAUAAUUUUGUUUAGUCUGGUAAACAUGUUCACAAUGUUAUGCAUUGAGGGGAAAAGAUAARCAACAAUAAAAAAUAAGCGAAAUAAUGACAACAAGAAAAAAUACAAAAAACAACAAAAAAAACACAGUAAAUGCUACACUGGGCUGUAUUUAAUUAUUGAUAAAAUUGUGAUAAAGUGUAUAACAGAUAAAAUUUGCUUAUUAAUUAGUCCUGUCUGUCCAGUUCAAUGGUGGAAUGGUUCCAAGAACUCACAAUGUUGUGUUAUGACUAUUUAUUCUAAAAACUUUGUCUGUGAUUGUAUUACUGUAAACACAUUACUUGUAGCUAAUUCCUUUAUAUCUGAUAUGGCUCAGCCUUACAGUGAAUAUUUUCUUGAUCAUAAAGCGUUGCAUGCAAGCUUGUUAGCCAUUGGGCAACAGUAGGSUUACGAUGUGAUCACUACGAUUUUAAAAUAAGGUGCUAAUUGUGUCUUCUGGGAACACUUCAUAAGUGUAAAAACAAACAUUCUACARAAAUGUAUGUGUGAAAGACCGCAAGAGAUUAUUGAACGUUUUAAUUGCACAUUUACUAACUGUUUUAUUCUAAAAAAUACGAUAGUUAUAUAAUUAAUAUAACAUACAGUAUGUGGUCACUAGGCAACAUGGCUUGACGCUCAUUCAUUGCUAUUGUUUGUACAAACAAUAGAGUAAGGUAGAGAAAUAAUUCCAAAUAAUUAUCAAAUCCAAUAUGUAAAGUGUGAGUGCAACUCCUUUAAAACGCCUAGAGAUCGCUUUUGUUGAUGGUUAAGCAUGGAUCCCUUUUUGGCCCCAGUGCAGUGUAUAAUAAGGGAAAAAGAUCCGAGACUUGACGUGAAAAUUGUGAGAAGAGGACGCUCGAUAGUUUACAAAGUAGAACCAAGAGAUAUUCUGGACGUUAGAAAAGAGAUCAAAACCUGGAAAUGUCCACCGCGCGAAGUGCGUCAAAUUGUAGCCAAAGCACUUGACGCGUAUCAAAACAGGUCAGAGAUACAAUCACUGGAGAGCACAUCAACACCUGUCACGCCAAGAACGUCAGGAAGAGCAGCCACAAGGAAUGGAAGUAGAGCUGGAUCCGCAAAGUCAUCGACGAGCAGAACAGAAGCCGCGCGACCAGGAGAAAUGUUUGAAAAACCUCCAUCACCUGUAAGACCUGCUUCGUCUCGUAGUUGUCCGCCCAGUGCUACAUUCAAUUCAAGAAGCCGGUCUUGUCAACCAACUCAUAUGUACAUGAAAGACGACCUUCGACGUGUUGCCAAGCUUAACCGACCAGCAAGUCACGUGCAUUCAUGUAGUCAAAGUAGCGUUUCUACUGAAGAGAAGCCGAGGCAGCCACGAAGUCCAAGGAGAUUUGAUGGAACCGUUGUUAACCUUCCAAAGUUUGUUCAAGAUAAUGAGUUUCUUACACACGAAGACUUAUCCAUGGGCCAAAAACAGUAUAUAUGGGGAAUUGCAAGGAUUUACUCCAUGUCAAACUUGAUGGAUCUUAAACAAAGGCAAUAUCAAAGUCUUCUUGACCACGACUUUCAUCGUAAUAUGCAAGACAACAAACUGAAAGAAAACGAAAGGCUGCGAGAACGGCGCGAAUAUCAGAGAUAUACAAAGUUCAUCAAAAGAUAUGAGCAGAGGAUACCACGUGCCGCUACCCGGCAAAGCUAUGACUCAGCCUCCCCCUGUAAGGAGGUUUCACACAUACAUCGCCAUGUGAUCAAGGGGUGGACAACGAACCCUCAUUCAGACGAAGCCUAUCGACCUGUUAAGGGAAGGAGAGAAAGUAAAGAAGAAAGUGAUGAAAGGCGUCCAGAUGGGACCGGUCAUGAUGAUGRUAAUGAACCAUUGUCUGGUCACUAUCGACUAGUCAUAGUGAAGACACCGUUAACAAAAAACGAUGAACAGGAAACAAACAUAUCGAACGAGAAGAUAGAGAUGAACAUGGAAAAUGGGAUACACAUGAACCCUGAACAAUUGUCAGAGGGAAAAGAAAGCAACUAUUUAUGAAGACUGCUUGGACAUAGCGUUAUUUAAUGUAGAAGUUGCUAGUUAGGUUUCAAACUAACAUAUCUUAAUAUCAUGCUUAGACAAAACUGACUGGAUAAAACUGUGACUUAUUGUACAGAUGAAGGUUUUUCUUAUCGAGCAUGGAUUACUGAAUGAUGAGUGCGGAAUAAAUAUCAUGAAAUUGUAUUAUGUGUAGUAAAGUAAAGACUGUUGUCCUUUUAAAAA
Exaiptasia diaphana is the source of this 2443-nucleotide messenger RNA. RefSeq lists its product as uncharacterized. Bases 995 to 2218 code for a protein of 407 amino acids. The transcript is spliced from 6 exons. NCBI's taxonomy places the organism in Eukaryota, Metazoa, Cnidaria, Anthozoa, Actiniaria, Aiptasiidae. The record is from RefSeq and is a predicted model, not a curated record.